CGGAUGUUGAUCCUUUCGACCGACGGUGGCACCGUUCAGCCUCAGCACACCGUCGACACGCUGGUAUCCAUAUCGGGCGAACGUUAUGAUUUCGUGCUCACCGCCAACCAACCGCCCGGCAAUUACUGGCUCCGAGUGCGUGGCAUUGGGUUCUGCAAUUCGAUGCGCGUCGAAGAUUUUGCCAUCCUCUCGUACAUCACCGAAGACGACGUCGGCCGUGGGACGGAAGCUGGGCUUAGCGUUGCCCAAACACUGGCAUUUCCCCGACAGUGGAUACCCUCGUACGAUGAACCGUUUCCGGUCGGCAGUGUGCUGAACUUUCAGACGGCACCGUGCUACACACCGGGCGACCCGUUCAUUUGUGCCGCCGACCUGGAGUCGUAUGAAGCUUUCCGCGACGACGAACUCAUCGAUGCCGUGCCGGAUGUUACGUUUCACGUCGGGUUCUACGUGUGGAGGGCAGCGAACAGUUUCCUGUUUUCCGAGCAUGGCACGAGCCAUUUUGCGACGGUGCGGGAUGAUUUUAACACGAUCGCUGCAACGAACAUGAUCAGCUUCGAGCCACCCUCCUUUCCGCUGCUGAUUUCGCCCGAGCUUAUAAUCGACGAGAAUACCCAGUUCUGCAACGCCAGCCACAAGCCCGAGCACUGCACCAACGACACGCUGUGCUUCUGCACCCACCGCCUAAAGGUGAAGCUUAAUGACAUCGUCGAAAUAGUGCUCUUCGAUACUGCGAAAGUCGUCCAGGAGUUCUAUCAUCCCUUUCAUCUGCACGGUCAUCGGUUUAUAGUGACCGACACUGGUCGAUUUCCCAGCAGCUUAACGAAGGAUCACGUGCAGUACCUCCAGAAGCUGCGGAAGGUGCGGCGCCCGAACGCCCUAUCGCCACCGUACAAGGAUACAAUGGCCAUACCGAACCGUGGCUUCGUCAAGAUUCGCUUCCGAGCGAACAACCCCGGGUUUUGGUUGGUGCACUGCCACUUCGAAUGGCACCUUGCCAACGGGAUGGGUCUGGUGCUGCAGGUGGGCGAACUGUCGGAGAUGCUGAAGCCGCCGGCCGACUUUCCCCGGUGUGGCAGUUACCAGCCGCCGCUCGGUGGCGAAGUGGCGCAUAACUUCCCCAGCGGCUAA
This is a messenger RNA of Anopheles cruzii, 1131 nucleotides long. RefSeq lists its product as uncharacterized. The annotation marks the transcript as partial. Gene Ontology annotation, molecular function: copper ion binding; oxidoreductase activity. Gene Ontology annotation, cellular component: plasma membrane. The transcript has 5 exons. Gene Ontology annotation, biological process: iron ion transport. The record is from RefSeq and is a predicted model, not a curated record. NCBI's taxonomy places the organism in Eukaryota, Metazoa, Arthropoda, Insecta, Diptera, Culicidae.